CCAGAACUUUUUUCUUUCGCACACAACAGACACAACCCACUCUCUUUUUUUCUCUUUUAUACUCACAACAACAACAACAACAACACACCAUGCCUGCUACUGCUCCUCCCCCUCGUUCAGCAGCUUCACAAUCCACCCAUUUACUGCCAAAAGACCCGCCCACCUAUGACUCGCUUUACAUUGCCAUGCCACAAUCCUCUUCUUCAUCCACAUCCAGCACGUCGUCGCAGUCUGACGGAUGCUGCACCGCUGUACAACGUUUCCUGUACAGACAAGCGCCAUUCCUACAACGCCUGGCCGCUGCUACGUUUGUUGCAACCACAGUCUCUACCACCGUCAUGUUGCUACUAUGGCAAUUGCAGAAUCUGACCACUCCCGAAGACGAUCGCCCUUGGUUUGACCCAGACGAAGUUUCUGACUUUAUCAGUUCUUCUUCGUGAAAAGCAGAAAAAGCGAAAACGAGAGAUAAGAUACCCAAAUCCACCCACUACUACCCCUCGCACUCGCACUCACUCACUUAUCGAACAAUAGCCGUUAACUUAAACCCAAACCACUCUCACCCCCUUCUCUCUAUUCUGGGGUACACUCAUCCAAGAGUUACUAUUUGCCAACAACUAACCUAUCAAACGCAUCCAGCCGAAGUUUCACGACAGCAACAGUAACAACAACAACAACAACAAUAACAACGACA
This is a messenger RNA of Zychaea mexicana, 691 nucleotides long. RefSeq lists its product as uncharacterized. The coding region runs from base 90 to 440 and encodes 116 amino acids. The record is from RefSeq and is a predicted model, not a curated record. The transcript has a single exon. Lineage: Eukaryota; Fungi; Mucoromycota; Mucoromycetes; Mucorales; Lichtheimiaceae.